Linum tenue is the source of this 1791-nucleotide messenger RNA. Lineage: Eukaryota; Viridiplantae; Streptophyta; Magnoliopsida; Malpighiales; Linaceae. The record is from the annotation of a GenBank genome assembly.
GCCUUUUCUCAGGGCAAUGGGUGGCCGACGGAUGAUAGUAUUGAAGAAGGUUUAGGUUUUGCUAUGGUUUCAUGUUUUACCGGCUCUUUUGAUUAGGAAAAGACGGAUUUGCUAGAGUUUCAUACUUUGAACCUGAGAAAGAAAAGUUUAAGAAUAGAGAAUUUUGGUGUUAUGGACUGGUUGUUGCUGCUAGAGUGAUAAUUUCUUACCCUGUGGCUUUUGUUCGAAUGUUGCUUGGUAAUGGUUAGUUUGGCUCUCACUGGUGCUAUUUUAUGUUUAAUUUUCAAAGUCUGUCUUGUUUGGAUGUCUGAGAGUUGGCAUUGGAUGCUAAUCAAAGGCUUCUCCUUUCUCCCUUCAUUCUGGAUACUCCAAACGAUUCUUUAUGAUGCUAAUCUUUCAUCCUUGAUGUGCUGAUGGUUCUUGUCGGCUUAUAAAACGAAGUUAAAAUUGAUUCAGGAGUGGAACAAUUACUGUGGAGGCUGUUAACAGAGGAUGAGCACUCAGGCUCAGGGGCCUAGGGGAAUUCACUCCUUGAGGCAUGGAAAGAGAAAGCAUGUGCCUGACUUGAAUGUUGUCCCAUGUGAGAACCGGGAGCAGGUGGGAACUUCAGAUCAAACUGCAACGAAUCAAGUUCAAGAAGGCCAGCAAGUGCCUUCCGUAGCCCCAACCAUUGAUGUUGAGGCUCUUGAUGAUGAUGUUAUUGAAUCCUCACCAGGGGCUUUUGCUGAAGCCAAGAACAAUGCCCGCAGAACUCGAGCGAGGACUGUUUUUGAUGUGGAGUCAGGACAACCAACGACUGUGACACCUUGUAAGCGAGACAAGCGUAGAAGAGUUCCAAUAAUUAACUGUGAUUUGAUUAACUUGGAAAGCAGCGGUUGCUCCACGAAGGACAAGGUGGAGCCACCUGCAGUGCCAGCGCCACCACCCCCGGAACCAAUCUUUAACUGUCCAAUCUGUAUGGCUCCAUUUGUUGAGGAGACAUCAACUAAAUGUGGACACAUUUUCUGUAAGAAAUGUAUCAAGGCUGCCAUUGCUCGUCAGCCCAAAUGCCCUACUUGUAGGAAAAAAAUCACUGCUAAAGAUCUUAUUCGGGUGUUCCUUCCAUCAACCGGUUGAUUCUGGUAUCUAGAUGUGCAAUAGCUGUGUAAGUUUCCUUGAUUCUCUGGGUCUUGAUACUAGCUUCUACAAUGUUGAUUUUGAAGUUUUUAUUUUGAGUUAAAAUUCAUGUGCUUAUGAGUACAUAAACAAGAAUUUUAGUGGGGGUAAGAUGCUAGAUGAAAUGUUGGAAGUAGGUGUAUUGAUGCAGAGUUUGUAUGGGGCCUUCAAAUGGCAGUAAGUCAUGGAAAAGCACAUCUGGGUGUCGCGAAGAAAUCGAUAAUUGAACUAUGUCAUUUCUUGUGAUCUUACACUCGCACUUCCGUUAUUGAAUAUAAGUUCGGCGUUAUUCCUCAUUUAAGUUACUUUAUUUCCUUCCAUUUGUAACAGGGUUAGUUGGGAUAGCUUUGAGAUGGAUCGGUUGAAGGAGACAACAGCUGUAGCAUAGCUGAUGCAAAUUGUUUUUUUGUUCUCUGUUCUAAACUUUGGAUUGGUAUCAGGACAAGUAGUAUAUCUAACAUGUGAAAUUGAACAGGUUUGCCAUGUAUUCAUGAAUUGGCGAUCUGUUUUUAUUCAGUCCUUAAACUUGUGAGCAGCCUAUGUUGCCUUGGUGUUUCACCGUUAGGUGGUGUAUAGUUAUUGGAAUUUGGAUGGACUGAAUGCAGUUUAACCUAUUGAAAGGUUCUAGCUUCUAGU